Messenger RNA from Penicillium robsamsonii, 342 nucleotides. RefSeq lists its product as uncharacterized. The record is from RefSeq and is a predicted model, not a curated record. NCBI's taxonomy places the organism in Eukaryota, Fungi, Ascomycota, Eurotiomycetes, Eurotiales, Aspergillaceae. The transcript has a single exon. The coding region runs from base 1 to 342 and encodes 113 amino acids.
AUGGUUCAGUCCGAGAUGCCCCCGAAGAGUACACAAGACAACAUGGUGCCCGAGGCAAAAGGAAUCAAGUACGACGAAUGCGAGAUGGCACUCUUCCGCGCCAAAUUAUCGUAUCAUGCCACGAUUGACGAACGAAUGGCCUCACAGAACUCAAACCUGACUUCGAUCGCAGAAGCCCAGGCUCGAAUCCUCAAGGGAUGGGAAAUACAGAUGCAGGGCACAAAGGAUUUAGCUGGCAAGAAUGAAGGUCGCUCUGCAACCGACAAGAGAGCAAUGGCACAGUACGAGUGGAGAUAUACAGCCCUGGAGAAUGCUGCGACGAAGACGACUGGGAAGGGAUAG